GGUUUAUGUUCAACGUUCAUUGUGCGCACGCGGGCUAUUGAAGCGAUGCUUUUGUUUACAAUGAAUGGGUCGGCCGGAUUCUUUCUGAGUGAUAUAAAGUAACUAUGCUCGUUUCGUACCAAUAUUUCCAUCCUCCCUCCCGUUCUUGCUAUUUCGUCUUCAAACUUUGUUCAAAAUCAAAAGGCUGGUCCUCGAGCCCCGGUGGACCAUUACAUUCAAUCCAAAAUUCACACCUCUCUAUGCCUUCACAACGACCCACACUUCCGUCGAUUCAUAGCUUGGACCUUCUUCCUUUGUGCAAGGAAGUUGAUACUAGUAACAAACCUCUAAAUUACCUAUCGUGCCCUAGAGCCGUGCAUCAAAAUCGUCGUUUGCACCGACAAGCCUCCAUCUCUUCUUCUACAUCUUCACGGACACCGUCUCCAUCAUCUUCGCGAUACCCCUCCUUGACAUUCCCCGCUGGGAUCCGCCUUCGACUCGUUCCAUGUCCUUUGGAUGCUGCAGACGCCGUUGUUGUUGUCCCCCCUCCAGACGCCCCGUAUAUUCCACCACUUUCCUCACUCCAAACGCCUCUUUUUCUUGUCGGACCAGCUCUGCAGCAGUUUCGUCAACCCCACCGACCCCUUGCCAAGGGCGCCAGGGUACAUCCGUACCGUAUCCUUCGUAACGGGGAGGUCAGACGAAGCCCGUCGGUAUCUUUGGACCCGGAUAUGUCGAUUUCGCUAUGAUAAGCUAUGAUAAAUAACGCACAUACGCAUUUCUCACAUGCGCCAACCAUUGUAUUAAGUAUCGCUUAUACCCACUGUAUCGCAAUCAGGUUCUUUUGAGGGGUAGCAGGGAGGAUGGGUUUCCAGCUACCCGGUUUUAUUGUACAUUAAGGAUCUAGUUAAUAGUGAUAAAAAUGUAUUAGUUUCAAGUGCGCUC
This is a messenger RNA of Desarmillaria tabescens, 924 nucleotides long. RefSeq lists its product as uncharacterized. Lineage: Eukaryota; Fungi; Basidiomycota; Agaricomycetes; Agaricales; Physalacriaceae. The record is from RefSeq and is a predicted model, not a curated record. Bases 105 to 728 code for a protein of 207 amino acids. The transcript has 3 exons.